Quercus lobata is the source of this 1911-nucleotide messenger RNA. RefSeq lists its product as uncharacterized. The transcript is spliced from 4 exons. NCBI's taxonomy places the organism in Eukaryota, Viridiplantae, Streptophyta, Magnoliopsida, Fagales, Fagaceae. The record is from RefSeq and is a predicted model, not a curated record. The coding region runs from base 1 to 1911 and encodes 636 amino acids.
AUGAUCUUAAAAAGGCUGGACCAUGCCUUUGCUACUCCCUUAUGGCUGGAGCUUUUCCCAGCAACAAGGGUGCAACACGUACUCUCCAAUGCUUCUUACCACAACCCCAUAAUCAUCAAACCCGAAGGUAUUGUGUACUGUACCAAUAAACCCUUUCGCUUUGAGAGCUUGUGGAUGAAAGAGGAUGGUUGUAGUAAUACAAUAAUUGAUGCUUGGGGAUUUCCAUCAUAUGAAAGUAACAUGGUUCUGGCUUCGUCAAAAAUCAAGCAUUGUGGGUCGAAACUGGCUAAAUGGAGUCAGUCCUCCUUUGGGAGCAUAAAAAGGCAAUUAGUUGAGGCUUCAAAAAUGCUGGGGCUAGCUGAGGAGGCAGCAGCUAAAGGUGCACCAUAUGAUCAGGACCUCUUCACCACUAGCAGUCCUGAUGAGAGCCAUUCCAUUUUUGAGUCAAUUCUGCCAGUGGUGACUGUGGAUAUGAACAGAGAACUAAUCCGUAGCUUCUCAAGAGAUGAGGUGGAAGCAACUCUCAAAUCUAUGGAACCGUUCUCGGCCCCCGGACCGGAUGACGAUAGUCUUCUCUUCUGUAGGGCCUCAAUUCAGGAGUGCAAUCACAUUCAAGCCAUCCUAGUAGAUUACGAGGUAGUCUCAGGCCAAAAGCUUAAUAGGGACAAAACAACCCUAUUUUUCAGCAAAGCUACUUCCCCGGAUACUCAGGAAAACAUCAUUAAUCUGCUUGGGGUUUCUGUGAUAAAGCAAUAUGAGAAGUACUUGGGUCUUCCCUCAUUUGUGAGAAGGGGAAAAAAGGCGAGUUUUGCUUACAUAAAAGAGAGGGUGUGUUCCAAAUUGAAGGGUUGGAAGGAAAACCUCAUUUCCCAGGCUGGUCGGGAAGUCCUCAUAAAAGCAGUUAUCCAAGCCCUUCCGUCCUUUGCUAUGAGUUGCUUUAAAUUACCUUCCUCUCUCUGCCAUGAUAUCGAGGUAAUAGUCUGUAAAUUUUGGUGGGGCCAAAGAGGUGGCCGGCGGAAAGUGCAUCGGGUGAAAUGGCAUACACUGUGUCGAUCAAAACUAGAAGGUGGCAUGGGUUUUAGAGAGCUUAAUAAGUUCAAUGAUGCCCUACUGGCAAAACAAGAGUGGAGGUUAGCCACUAAUCAAGACACGUUGUGUUAUAAAUUUUUCAAAGCUAACUUUUUCCCUCACUGCUCUAUCUUUGAGGCAAAGACCAACAUGGGGUCCUUUGCUUGGAAGAGCAUUCUAAAGGGUAGAGACACCAUUCAAAAGGGCUUGAAGUGGAGGGUUGGGAAUGGUCGGUCUAUUAAAGUGUUCAAGGAUCAUUGGCUGCCUUGUGUGGGCUCGGAUAGAGUUCUAUCUCCACCCCUUGAUCAUGACCUGGACCUAAAAGUGGUAGAUUUAAUUGGCCAUGAGUUGCAUUGCUGGAAUUCAGAACUAGUGGGUGACAUCUUCCUCCCUUUUGAGGCCAAAGUGAUCAUAGCUAUCCCUUUGAGUCUUGUGGACACCCCGGAUAGGUUGUUUUGGCCAAUGAACAGGAGUGGAGCCUACUCUGUCAAAUCUGGGUACAAACUUCUAAGAGAGAGUGAUGACACUGAGACUCCGGGUACUUCAAACCAUUUUGGAAAUAGGGAAGUGUGGAAACAAAUAUGGAAACUCCAUGUCCUAAAUCACAUUCGCACCCUUCUCUGGUGUGCUUGCUGCGACUCCCUUCCCUCAAAGGCAAACUUGUUUGCUAAGCUCAAGGAAGUUACUUCGCCUCACACAUCCUUUAUGGAGCUAAUGCACUUAGACUUCAAGGAUCCCAGUUGCAUUGAGAUAUUUGCCAAUACCAUGUCUCUGAUUUGGAUGAAGAGAAACAGAGUUGCAUUCAGGGAUGUUGGGCUGAGCCUUGAAAAAAUCCCAGACUAG